Molecule: messenger RNA, 4682 nt
Organism: Dermacentor albipictus
Lineage: Eukaryota; Metazoa; Arthropoda; Arachnida; Ixodida; Ixodidae
Product: nose resistant to fluoxetine protein 6-like
Molecular function (GO): acyltransferase activity, transferring groups other than amino-acyl groups
Source: RefSeq, a predicted model, not a curated record
UUCUACCUGACAACUUUUGCGUCCGGAGCUGCGUCGCGGGCGCGCGUGGACGCGCAACUACCUAUUACAAACCUGCAGAUUCACUUCAAGGACAUCCUCAAUCACGCUUUUCGGUGUGAGCCCUACCAGUGUGGCCCCACGUCGGCCCACAGCCUGACGGCGCACGCACGCAGCCAUGCGGCCCUCCGCGAUGCUCGCCGGCCUGUCCCUGCUGGCCGUCUGCCUGGCCGGCGUGGCCGCGCAGUCCUCCACGCCCGGGGAGGGCGACACGCGACCUAGCGUGCCAGCCCCGAAGACGACGACGCCCAGAGCCGCGGUCACCAGGGUGCCCACCAGGUCGACUACCAAAGACCCCGGGCCGGACCCACGAAACCCGUUCAAGUACUAUGCGCGAAGGCAGGAGAAACUCGUCAAGACCCUCAUGAAGACCAUCACCGAGCACGUGACGCCGCAGUUCUUGGGAGACAUCUCGCAGCUCAAUCUCACCGGCGACUGCACCUACGGAUUAUUCAAGAUGAUCUUCGGCGUCAAGCAGCUCAAGCCGUGGGCCAUAAAAAUGCUGGACGCGAGCGGGAAAAUGCCUGACGGACUGUUCUACGGUUCACUGGCCGCAUUCGGAGACAUGGGCGAGUGCCUGCACGUGCGGGCCAUCAACCGGCGUCUCAACGGGAAACUUGAAGAGUACUUCCAAGGCCAGUACUGCGCUCUGAACAUCCGCUUCAAGCUACCGCCAAAGCCAGCCCGAUAUAGCCCCAAGACAUACCUGAGGAAUCUUACCGAUGAGGUGCCUCUCUAUAAGCAUCUCCUAGGAGACGUGUCGGUGGGCUACUUCUACUUCACACCCAUCCGGAUGGCACUGUGCGUGCCUUCGACGUGCACGCAGACUGACAUCCAGACAUUGGGAAGCGCCGUUGGAGAUUUGGCACAAAUGGACGUGUCAGUGCCCUUCUGUGAGAAACUAAAGCCGACCACGUACACGACGCUCCAGCUCAUUGCCAUGGGCAUCUUGGCGUUCUUCUUCUGCCUGGUGGUGCUGGGCACGUUCCUAGAUGUGGCACCAAGGUUGCUGAACAGCUGGAUCAGUCACGAAAACGCAUCCCAGUGCUCGGAGAAGGAGAAGGUGAUGAACAAUAACGUCGUGCUGGACGUCCUUCUGUCGUUCUCUGCCUUCUCGAACGGCAAGCGGCUGCUGAGCACGCGCACGGCCAUCGGGGUGCUGGAGCCGCUGCAUGGCAUGCGCGUCAUCACCAUGGCCUGGAUCAUCCUGGGACACACGUUCUUCUACAAGAGCUACGUGCUUUCAGGCGGCCUCUUCGAAGCGCUCGAGUAUGGCAAGUCGUUCCCCUUCCAGAUUGUCCUCAACGUGUUUCCUGCCGUCGAGACCUUCGUCACCAUGUCCGGCAUUUUGGUGGCAUAUAGCAGCCUGCACAAGCUUGAGAAGCGCCAGGGUUCUUUCAAUCCAUUCAGCUAUUUUCUCCAUCGGUAUCUAAGGUUAACACCGGCCUUCAUACUAGUGUCUCUUCUGAUGAUCUUGCUGCCACUCACCGGUAGCGGACCAGUCUGGAACGAAACUCUGCAGCCAUUCGCAAAAGCCUGCGAGAAAAGGUGGUGGACGAAUAUUCUCUACAUCGGCUCAUGGUUCCACAGAGAAGACAUGUGCUUGCCUCACGGAUGGUACCUUUCGUGCGACAUGCACUACUACAUCAUUGCCCCCAUCAUAUUCAUGCUGAUGUUCAGGAGGCCGUCGGUGAGCUUCGCGCUGCUGGCCAUUCUGGGGGCCUCAUCCAUCAUCGCUGUUGGUGUGCUCACGUACAUCUGGCAGUUCCCGCCCAUCCCCAUAUUUGUGGACCCUGAUCCAGAUCACUUCAACGAAUACAUGAGCUUCAUCGGAUACCGGCCGUACACGCACCUCACAUCCUUCUGCAUCGGCAUGGCCACGGGCUACUUCCUUUACAAGAACAAAACGUUGCACAUCAACAGGGUGGCACGUCUGCUGGGCUGGCUCGCCGCGGCGCUGGUGAACAUGACGGUGGUGUUCGGCGUGUACAACUGGAACGCGUACGAGGCGCCAUCGCUCUCCGUGGCCGUGGCGUACGCGGCGCUCAGCCGCGCUGCCUGGGCGUUCGGCAUCGCCUGGAUAGUGGUCGCCUGUGCCACCGGCAACGGAGGCUUCAUCAACAAGGUCUUGUCGUGGCGGGCCUUCGUGCCACUGAGCCGGCUAACCUACCUCGUGUACCUGGUGCACCCGCUGCUCAUACUGUGGCACACCGCCUACCUCAAGAAGCCCUUCUACACCACGCAGUUCUUUGUGGGCUACGUCUACCUGGGCCACCUGUUCUCGGCCUACUGUCUCUCCUUUUCGCUGAGCUUGACUUUCGAGUCGCCUUUCAUCCUGCUCGAGAGGAUACUUCUGGGAAAGUCAGCCCGCCAAAUGGGCUAUCAACCCGAGAAGACAGACAAGAUCUUGGCGCGGGACUUUUCCAAGAACCCGGACUCGCUCACUACCAAGACGUUCGAGAAUGGCUCCAGCAGCUGCGGUGUUUAAGUGCGACAUCACGAAGAUGCGCGUGCGCACAUCUUUCGUCGACUGCAUUCUCCACGAGGAAGCCGUGCACGCUUCACAUUGUGCCUCCUAUGUGCUUGCUCAAAGGACGUCCGCAGGGAACUGCCCUCAAGUGAUACAGGGCUGAGAACUCCUACAGAUGGAUGCUCGUUUUUAAAACUAUGCAGGGUGUGUGCGUGCCUUCAGUUAUUUUUUUUUUUGCUAGCUCCAUUUUUUUCCUUUCUAUGUAGUCGUGUUAAUUAGGCUUGUUUUCGUAUUUGUGGCAUCAGAGAAGCAGUGGUCACCAGCGGAAGCGGCGCGAUGCGAGUCGGCGUGUAACUUUAUUAGCAUAUUUGGUGGUUAACUUUCUAAUUAUUCAAUGUGCGAAAAAGGCAGAAAGUGUUGCAGCGCCGAGCGCUGUGCUGCACCAACAGCUCUGCUGCUUUUAUCACCUAACACUGAACGUAACUGUGGGUGCACAAAACCUAAUCGAUGACACCAUUAUAUCGAAGUAAUCACACAGAGUAAGGGAAAUGAAAGUGACGCGCUUCCGUCGCCUUUUCCCGCAAAACAGCGAAUCAAGAGCGCGGCUUGUGUACACACACUACACAAGAAGCUGCGCUCGCUUUCAUCGCGUCUCUUUUCGCUUCCCGCUCUCGCGAGGAAAUCACUCUUUGUGCAGUUGCGUGAAACGUGGCGCUAGUGUCAAAGAUCCGUCAAGACAGUUAUACUGUAAUAUCCCGAAUUGUCGCCCACACACAUUUGCUUGCGAAAUAUCAACUGCACAAAAUUCAGCGAGGCUUUCAUACAAAUGUGCGACGUUUUUGCCUGUGGCACUGCAUGGUCAGCGAGGCUUUUGCAGGGGCCGAAGCUUUGUGCCACCUUACUUUACCCGUGGAAAUUAAAGGGGUCCUGAACCACCCCUCAGGCUUGGUGAAGAAGCUCAGUCCGCGGAUAACAUAUGCUGCCGUGAACAUAUCAGCCAAAUUUUGCAGUCGUGCGCGGCGCGUCACCUUUUUUUCUCAAACGCUCUCUCUUCAACAGGAGUGUUCUCGUUUUUCUUUUCGGGCUCCAUAUUUCGUCACGUAGCAUAUUCCCGUGCGUAGCUGCUAUUGGCCAAUAGGUGACAUCAAUCAAGAAGGGCGUUUGGAUCAGUGUGCUUCUUCCUACUGUUACUGUGUAUAUUUAUUGACGCAGUUUAAUAAACAGGCUGAAGUAAAAAUCUGCUUUCGAAUUUCGACAAGAAUUACGUAUUUCCGGAAGAAGCGGACUUUCAUCUGCUCACGCUCGACCGCGGCCGCCUGCGUAGGAACUAAAAUUUGACCAGACUGCUUAUCGGUGUCGUCGCCGGCUGGCCUUUCUAAUUUUUAUUGGUUUUGAACGCUCAACUAGCCUCGAACCGCGCGAACCAUCUGGUCAGACCACACGCACGCUUGUCGGCACGCGCUCACUCCUGGCCGCUCCUGGUUACUUCGUGUUGAGCUAUCGAUAGCGCUUCAAUAUGCACAAGUUCGACAUAGCUACUAUCCGUCGGUCAAGCUGGCGCAGGAGAAAGCCUGUCCGCCCCACGUAGCACAGCUAGACAGGUUCUCACGAGCUCGCACUAAAGUCCUGUCGUGCACAAAGCAAACGCUUCGCAUACGCACUACACUUGCGUGUAGCUGCAGUCUGCUACGUAGCAUAGAUACCGCGGCCACUGCGAGGUGCCGCAAUGAGUCCGCUGGCCGAGCGCAUCUUUGCUCACUGAGGACAACUGCCUCUAGCUUUCAUUUGGCGCAUUGUAGGUGCCAAAAUCAGAAAUAUUGGUUUUUAUGUGAACAUGCAAAUCAAAGUUGAACUGCGCGCCACGGUAACGUUCAGUAGGCGGAGUGUUGUGGGCAUGCCCCGCUCCGCCAUAGCCUUCGCAGUGUAAGGCAUUGAAGGAGUGGAAGCACCGCGAAGGACGUGUUCGAUUGUCAAUAACUCCGCUUCUGCUGAAAGCGUUGAAGUACUUUGUGCGGCAAAAUAUUGCUGAAAUAGCCUGUUUAACUUCAACGGCAUUUAUCCUCUUCGAUAAAAAGUGGUUCAGGGCCCCUUGCAGGGCAUCUUGCAGGGGCCAUGUGCGGUAUUUUAGUGCAGUAGUAGCAUCUAACUCAGCAAU